GCUCGAGGCUCCGCCCCUCACGUAGCUACUGCGAGCUGUUGGCCGUCAGUGAUGGGGAGGACGUCAUCUGUCCGUUAACAUGUCGCUAGCCGAAACGCCACAUUAGCUUCCAUAUUUCGUCGGAUUUGGCUUUCCCUGACCUACACUGCACAAGGGCGGCAGCGGGUGUCAAAUAUGUAUGAAAAACCUCACGGUCAUAUCCGCUAUUUGUUGAGUGUGCAGUCCGAGCUGACCGUGUGAAACCCACCGCAUUAGCUAGCCUGGUAGCUAGCUGGGCUAACUAACAGCUAGCACAGCUGCGCUAGCCGUAACCGAGCGUGUCCACCAUAACCAGCAAACUAAUUCGAUGGUUAGGGAGUGGGCUUGUCGUAGAAAAAUCAAGUGGUCAUCUGCCUGGUACGCGGGGUCUUGUGGAAGGAUAACUGCAUCCUGAGAAAUACGGUGACCUGAGCCAUGGGGGCAUUCCUGGACAAGCCCAAGACAGAAAAGCACAACGCACAUGGCGAGGGCAACGGCCUGCGCUAUGGCUUAAGCAGCAUGCAGGGAUGGCGGGUGGAGAUGGAGGAUGCACAUACAGCCACAGUGGGCCUUCCCCACGGCCUGGAUGACUGGUCCUUCUUCGCUGUGUAUGAUGGGCACGCUGGCUCACGCGUAGCCAAUUACUGUUCAAAGCAUCUGCUGGAGCACAUCGUAGCGGCUGGCUCGGCAGAUGAGCUACGGCGAGCUGGUGCGCCAUCACCUGAGACGCCGGCUGUGGAGGCAGUGAAGAGCGGCAUUCGUGCUGGCUUCCUACGCAUCGACGAGCACAUGCGCAGCUUCACAGACCUGCGCAAUGGUAUGGACCGCAGCGGCUCCACGGCCGUGGCCGUGCUACUCUCGCCUGAGCACAUGUACUUCAUUAACUGUGGUGACUCCCGGGCGCUGCUGUGUCGAAAUGCGCAUGUCUGCUUCUCCACGCUGGACCACAAGCCAUGCAACCCACGCGAGAAGGAGCGCAUCCAGAAUGCCGGUGGUUCCGUCAUGAUCCAGCGGGUCAACGGCUCGCUAGCUGUGUCACGGGCCCUCGGCGAUUAUGACUACAAGUGCGUGGAGGGAAAGGGCCCCACAGAGCAGCUGGUAUCACCUGAGCCUGAGGUGUUUGAGAUUGUGCGUUCUGAGGCUGAAGAUGAGUUUGUGGUGCUUGCUUGCGACGGCAUCUGGGAUGUGAUGAGCAACGAGGAGCUAUGCGCCUUCAUCCGCGCUAGGCUGGAGGUGUCGGAUGACUUGGAGAAAGUUUGCAAUGAGGUGGUUGAUACGUGUCUACACAAGGGAAGCCGAGACAACAUGAGUGUUGUGUUAGUGUGUUUGCCAAAUGCACCCAAAGUGUCAGAGGAGGCAGUGAAGAAAGAUGCAGAGCUGGAUAAGUUUCUUGAAUCACGUGUGGAAGAGCUCAUAGAGAAAGCGGGUGAGGAGGGCAUUCCUGAUCUGGUACAUGUCAUGAGAAACCUUGCCACAGAGAAUAUCCCAAACCUACCACCAGGGGGAGGCCUUGCCAGCAAGCACAGCGUAAUUGAGGCUGUGUAUAACCGGCUCAAUCCCCAAAGAGAAGAAGAUGGGCCCUCCUGUUUCAUUUGAAUGGUGCAGACCUUGAGGACCCCUGGUAACUGCCCAACCCGAGGGCUUGACCCCUGAAAAGAUUCCUCUGUUUGGAAGAAACCCUUCAUACUUUUAUUUCCUUUUUUUGUAAGAAACAGAGAAAAUGAUUGGGCCACCAGUAAUGAUUUGAAGUACAAUGGAAAAAGCAGUCAGUUCAAAGGGAUUGCAAACACUUUUUUUUUUUUUUUUUUUUUUUUUUUGCUUAAACAUGAGGGAAAGAGAAGAACUUCAACGUUAGAUAACACAUCGCAAAUCAAAAUACACAUCAAAUAAUAAAGACCGAUUUUUGCGCUUUUUUGUGGUUGUUCGUGUUCUUGUUGAAACUGAUGUUUGGGGCAAUGCACGCCCAUAAGCGCUGUGGUGCCUUUUUCUAAACGGCUACGGAUGGGAACUUGUGCUAGUGGCAGUUCAAUGACCUUCAGCCCAGAGCACAACAGAUCAGCUGGGCAAUGUGAGACCACUGCUACCCCUUAAUUUCGGGGGGUAUGGACCAUCACUGGCUUUAAUCAGGAUUUUCCUUGACUGAUGAUUGCAUGUGGAACAAGUUUGGAGGAAUUGCUACGUUACUACAUAACCUGUGUGGAAAGGUUUGGAGCUUGAUGGCUUUUUGCACCUUUUACACCCCUACCCCCCCUUCCACACACACACACACACACUCACAUGCUCUGAUAGACUUUUAUGGAGACUGCAUCAAUAUUGCUUCACCCUGCAGUUUAUCACUCAUUUGGUUGUUAUAAGCUUUUAAUCCUGCUGUUUCAGAGAGUAUAGAAUAUAUAUAGAGAUAUAUAUAAAUUCAUAUAUUUUUUUCUCGAGUAUUGUCAUUUAUGGCUUACUGUUUGAGAAGCAAUAGACGUGACAAAGGGUUGUGUGUCCGGGUCUUUCUGUGUCAAAUUGCUGGGGCUCGAUAUCACCUGCCGCAAAAUCCUUGAGGCCACUGUUAUUUGAGCAUGUUUGCAGUGUGAAAAGAAUUGCAAGUGUACUUUUACUUUCGGUGGUGUCCUUCAGCUGUCAGUAGUUUCAUAACAGAUGGUUAAUGUACAAAAUUCAAGAGUCAUUAGUUUUCAUUGCAGUAUUUUGGCAUUUUGUUACUAAGACUGUUAGUUGCUAAUAAAUGAUACUGCCCUCAUCUGGAUGAAUUUAAGUUCUUACUAUGGAAAACGUAAAACAGGUCAAUUAAAUAUUUCUGGUGGAAACAAAUGAUUAUUUACACCAUUAAUCAUCUAAUGUGCAUAUAGUUGACGUGUUGCCUGGGAAAAUGUUCUGUUAAAAGGAAAUUGCCAUAUAUGAAGUUCAGUUAAAUUUACUUAAAACUGUGAAAUUGAGUUAAAAGAUGUCAACACAAAGAUGCUAUUGCAAAUUUUGUUGGCUUUGUGUCUAUUACCCCCCACUGCCCCAUGCCCUUAUUCAGCGGCUUAUAGUUCUGUAAUGGGUGAUCUCAAAAGCUCCUUGCUUCAGGUGAUUUGACAUGGAAGGGCUGGUGUAUGUAGGUGUGUGUGGCUGGCAUCAGAAGAAUGACGCGUGAAAUACUUUGGACAUACUGAGAUUGUACAAGUCAUGUGCUAGUGUGACCUCAUCGGCUAAAGCCUGUGGGUGUUACAGGUUAAAAGGGAUCCUCUUGGUGCCCAAGAAUGUCACACUACUCAUCACCUCCACUUUACUCUGUAUCAUAUCACUGCCUUCCUCCUCAGUUCUCACUUUCACAAUGCACAACGGAACUCUUCAAACAACCUGCCUUUGUUUUUGUUUUUUUUGUUUCUUUUCGUCCUCAGAGUAUAUUGUAAAAUGGUGUGGGUUUUUUUGUUUGUUUUGGUUAGCUGAACAUGAAAAUACAAGCUUUAAUUCACGCAUUAUUUUCAGACUCAGCAUACAAGUGUGAUACUGGUUUUGCUCAACUGCAUUUUCAGGAGUAAUAGAUGACUACAGAAUGCAUUGCUAACAUGAGAACUGCAAGGUGAAACUGAGCAGAACAAUAAAGAUCAAGUAAAAGCUAUUCCUUAUCUUGAUAAAUGCCUUAUGUAAGAGUCCAUUUAGGGAGGAAGACUUUUUGCCAUUUAGAUGCUGGUUUCUGCUCCCCCCCCCCCUCUCUUUCUCUUUCUUGAUUUGCUGUGUACAAGUUUUAUGCAGUAUGCCACUUUGUAAAAGGUUAGCCUAGUAAAUGUCACAGGAGCAAUUAGUGCUUUCUGCUGUUCUGAAUUUUGUCUCAAGGACAAUUUAUUUUGGAUUUCAUUGCAGAGGCAUGUGUAACAUAAGACAACCCCAGUUCUCAAGGAUUAAUGUUGUUACACUAAUGAUAAAAUAAAAAUACAGAGUCCUA
This is a messenger RNA of Pygocentrus nattereri (red-bellied piranha), 3949 nucleotides long. RefSeq names its product protein phosphatase, Mg2+/Mn2+ dependent, 1Ba (gene ppm1ba). Gene Ontology annotation, cellular component: cytosol; nucleus. Gene Ontology annotation, biological process: protein dephosphorylation; positive regulation of canonical NF-kappaB signal transduction; negative regulation of canonical NF-kappaB signal transduction. NCBI's taxonomy places the organism in Eukaryota, Metazoa, Chordata, Actinopteri, Characiformes, Serrasalmidae. Gene Ontology annotation, molecular function: magnesium ion binding; manganese ion binding; protein serine/threonine phosphatase activity. The record is from RefSeq and is a predicted model, not a curated record. Bases 454 to 1614 code for a protein of 386 amino acids. The transcript is spliced from 7 exons.